UCACAAUCCCUUCUUUGUUAGAUACAACCACGUGUCCAGAAGAUUCUCCAUUCAGCACAACACAAUCUCCUCCUCUUAUAAUAACUGCUUGCGCCAACUACCUACACCUGUGCCCAUUCAUUUCCAAAUCCACAUAUCACAAACUUCCUUCUCUUCUCUUCUUUCAUUCCUUCCAACCAUCCAAUGACUCCAAGGGAUCGCCGCAUCUUAUCAUUCCCGGCGGUUCACCCUUGCGGCGACAUAUCUCCGCCCACACUUCUCGCCUCUCUAAUCACUCUCUCCCAGUCCGUAUGCAACUUUCAACCCGAAUUGUUCCCUACUCAACGUCGCAACGCACGAGAAACGAUACGCCAAAUCGGUAUACUCUUAGUUCUCCUUCAAGAAAUUCGAGACCGCGGUUUAUCAAUCCCUCACUCCACCAUCCUCUGCCUCGCAGAACUCCACUUCGCCUUGCAAAAAAUCAACUUCUUGAUGCAAGAUUGCACACUCCAAGGCGCGCGCCUUUUAAUGCUUUCCAAAUCGCAACACGUCGCAUCCCAGUUCCGCUGCCUCAUUCUCGCCGUCGCCACCUCCCUCGACGUUUUGCCUCUUCAAGAGUUCGACGUGUGCGCUGAAGUCAGGGAAUUGGCGGAGUUAGUAACGAGGCAAGCGCGGAAAGCCAAGUUCGAAGUGGACCCCAGCGACGCGCGAGCGUGCAAAACUCUCCACAAUGUUCUUCGGCUGUUCGCGAGGGGAACGGAACCUGACCUCAGCUCCAUGCAGGGAAUCAUCGACUACCUCCAAAUUAGAACAUGGAUGGAUUGCAAUAAAGAGAUUAUUUUCCUAGAAGAAGAAAUCAGCUUAGAGUGUCGCGAUCGAGACGAGCGAGAGGUUCCGUUGCUCAGUAGCUUGGUAGGGUUCUUAAGUUACUGCAGAGGUGUCAUUUUCGAAACUACGGAAGACAUUAAUCAAUCUGAAGGAAGAUGCAGUACCGAGAUGACUCCGUUAACGUUAACAUUAUUAACGUCCGUUAAUCCAGAAGAUUUCCGCUGCCCGAUUUCCCUCGAGUUGAUGACGGAUCCGGUGACGGUGUCAACGGGUCAAACCUACGACCGAGCCUCCAUUCAGAAAUGGCUCAAAGCUGGGAACACCACGUGUCCCAAAACAGGGGAGAAGCUAACCAACACAGAGUUGGUUCCGAACACAACUCUCAAGAGGCUCAUCCAACAGUUCUGCUCCGACAACGGCAUUUCACUCAACCGCCCAUCUAACCGUAACCGCAACAUCGUCGCAGGUAGUCCGGCGGCGGCGCACGCCGUGCAAUUCUUGGCGUGGUUCCUAACGCGGAGGCUGGCGUUCGGAACGCAUGAACAGCAGCAGAAGGCCGCUUACGAGAUUCGCGUGCUUGCUAGAACCAGCAUUUUCAAUAGGUCUUGUUUGAUUGAAGUGGGAGCAGUGCCUCCUCUACUAGAACUUUUAGCAUCUGCGUCUAACGAUAAACCCACUCAAGAGAACGCAAUCUCCGCUCUAUUGAAGCUCUCUAAACAUCCGAAUGGACCUAAAAAUAUCAUAACCAGUGGGGGCCUAAACGUAAUUCUCUCCGUGCUGAAGAACGGAGUUAGCCUCGAAAUUCGUCAAGUAGCUGCUGCCAUCAUGUUUUAUCUCUCUUCGGUGAAAGAGUACCGGAAAAUAAUAGGUGAGAACCCCGAGGUGAUUCCGGCUUUAGUGGAGUUAGUUAAAGAAGGAACAACCUGCGGGAGAAAGAACGCCGUGGUUGCCAUUUUCGGGUUGCUUUUGCUUCCUAGGAAUCACCAAAGGGUGGUCGCGGCUGGAGCAGUUCCUGCGCUGCUUGACAUUUUGGCUUCUUCAGAUAAGGAGGAGCUUGUGACUGAAGCAUUGGCGGUUCUUGCAGCGCUGGCUGAGAAUGCUGACGGGGCGCGUGCGAUAUUGGAAGGUUCGGCGUUGGGGUUAAUUACGGGAAUGCUGCGAUCUGUGACGUCAAACGUGGGGAAAGAGCACUCUGCUUCGAUUUUGUUGUCGCUUUGCGUGAAUAUUGGGGCGGAGGUGGUGGCUGUUCUGGCGAAGGACCCUUCGGUGAUGCCAUCGCUUUAUUCGCUUGUGACGGGUGGGAGUAGUCAGGGCGCAAAGAAAGCGCGGUUCCUGAUUAAAGUUAUACAGGACUUCCACGAGACUAGAACUUCUGGACUCAAGGGUUCCUCUCCUCCGCAGGAACGAUCGCUUCACGUUUGGUGAUCAUAAUUCUGAUUCACGAGUUGCAAACUUCAAUGGAACCAACCCCUUCUCCCUCUGUGAAUACGCGUAAGCCUUUUUUCUGUAAAUACUAAAUACUGUAACAUGUUACAUUGGUUUUUGUCAGAUUUUACAUUUGUGAAAUUAGCUCCAUGCUCUUUUUUAUGGCCCGUGAGCUAAUUUCAAUAAGCGAGCUUUUUGCUUAGCUCAUAUGAAAACUCGAAUUUUUUUGUAUAUCUCUGGUUACGAAUUGAAGUGUUGUGAAAUUAGAUGAGGAAGUUUUAUC
Messenger RNA from Vigna umbellata (rice bean), 2515 nucleotides. The record is from RefSeq and is a predicted model, not a curated record. NCBI's taxonomy places the organism in Eukaryota, Viridiplantae, Streptophyta, Magnoliopsida, Fabales, Fabaceae.